AGUACAGGAAGUGUCGCCACAAUAAUGGCUUCUAGCCAUGCUUAACCUCUUCACGCCCUUGGCCACAUAUGUGGACGUUUAGUUUUUAUAAUUAUGGUUACUGUCAAUAAUAAAUAUACCAAAAUUUUCACUACAAAUUAUAAAAAAAAAAAUCGUCGCUGAAGAGGUUAAAGACUGGCACUACGAUGGAUGGGGCAUUGUCCUGUUGAAAUUUGAGUGUUAUUGUAUUAUGUUCUUCAAUAUACAGGAGCAAAUAUCUAUGCUUCUAAACUCUGACUUUUUCACUAUUAAUUUUUGCAGUGAGAAAAGCAAUUGGGAGGUUUUCUAAUGUACCAAAAGCUUUCCACAUCAUUAACACUGCCUUCGCUAAAAUUACUUGCCGCAAAAAAUCUUUUUUUCUUUUCGAAUGUCAUGCCAAUAUAAAUGCAGACUAUCUGAUCUGUCUGAAUUAAAUUUUUUUUCGUUGCUCCAGAAGAUAUAAAAAAUCGUAAAUACAAAUUGAAAUUUAAGGAAGAGGUAGGGAACAAAUCACAUGCAGAUGCAAUAAAAAUUUAUUCUUGAAUUUUAUGUAUUUCAUCAUCAUUUCAUGAUUCAUCGAGUCAUAAUGAAUCAUAAUUAGUUUAUAAAUACAUGUUUUUUUAUAAUUGAACUUAUAUUUUUGCCCAUCCUGUAAACAAUAUUUUUCUCACAAUAGUUAACAAGUCAUUGUUUAUGUAAAUAUUGCAAAAUUUGUUUUCAUAGAUUUAUCUUUCGUGUAUUUUUACCUAAUACUACACAAAAAAAACAAGAGUUCUAUAGCAGUAUGGCAGCUCUGGCCACUCUGUCAACAACGCAUUGUUUAGGUUUUGUUUCUAAUGUUGAAAAGAAAAGCACAACUUAAAACGGAUUCAAACACCUAGGCCCUACAAUAACGUAUUUACAGCGCCAUCUGGUGGGUCAGAAAAGUGUCUAAGCGAAGAGCAACAAAAUCAUUAUGCAUUACGUAGUCGAAGUAUCUCUAGAUAGUCAGUCAUGUGUAAAUUGGAAACCGAGGGGAAAGAAUAUAUCGCGAUUAAUAAUACAGUUAGUGUGUGAUUACUAAACCCACAGUUUUAACUAUCACGACAAACAAGACAAACGUGAAGUGAACUUAUAAUAUUGGCCAGCAGUGUAUUUCUCGUUCCAGCGUAGCCAACAACGAUUUUCAGGGAACAAGAAUCACGAAGCAGCGAAGAUAGCCUGUACCCUGUGUAAUGCUUCUUUAAACCGUCAUACGAUCAUUUUACCGGAGCGCCUCGGAAAAGAAGAUUCUGGACGUCCGCUGACUCACUGGUAUUGGUCGAGAACGGUGACGAAAUCGGUGACAGCCAAUCAGCGGAGUGCAGCAAGAGUGGGGAUGUAAACACGCUGGGCUUACUUCUCGCGGAAGGACGAUAGUGCAGAAAUAUUUGUAUAUCAACAAGGUUGAGAAUCACUGAUUCAGUUAUCAUCAGUGUUUACAUGCACGACGAAGGACGCGUCGACUUUAUCAUAAUAGUAUCGAAUAUAUUAUGAGUAAAAAUGCCGAAGGUAGUCUCAAGAAGUAUAAUAUGCUCCGAUACCAAGGAUCAAGAAGAAUAUAGCGAAGAAAAGCCGCUACACAUUUAUUACUGUUUAUGCGGACAGAUGACUUUAAUUUUAGAUUGUGCCAUAGAAAAAUUGCCUUUGAGAAAGAGAGACGGCGCACGAGUUAUCGAUGGAAGCAAACAUGCUCAUAAAAUGACCUGCGAGCAAGAUGAAGUUGUAUAUUUGAAACGCACAGAAGGCAUAGAGAAACAACAUCGUCAGAAGUGUAAAAAGUGCGGACUUUUUCUCUAUUAUAAACACGAUCAAGGAACAAACAUUGUAUUUAUCGUAAAAGGAGCGGUGAUUAAAAGUUCUGGCGAGGGUCCCAUGACGGACAUAUACAACCAAGUGGCUAUCGAAAAACCCAAGAAAAUAAUGGUGACGAAACAUACAAAGAACAUGGGAAAAUUCAGUUCGGUUACUGUUUCUACAAUCGACGAAGAAGAAGAUGAAAUUGAAGCGAGAGAAGUUGCUGAUUCGUACGCUAAUAAUGCGCGAAUAAUAGAAAAACAAUUGGAGAGAAAGGGAAUGAAUAAACGGAAAGCCAUGCCCCCUCCCGAAGCGGAUCCAAAGAGAACAAGACCUCGAGGAACGUUAUUGGAUGUAUAAACUUUAGUUGUAUAUUAUUACAUAUUUAAGCCAAAACAUGAUUGUAAAUAUUUUAAAUUGUUUUCUUCUUAGACUUUUUAGACAGCAAUGACUUAAAGAAUU
Molecule: messenger RNA, 2295 nt
Organism: Colletes gigas
Lineage: Eukaryota; Metazoa; Arthropoda; Insecta; Hymenoptera; Colletidae
Product: STING ER exit protein
Exons: 6
Coding region: 1540-2193 (217 amino acids)
Source: RefSeq, a predicted model, not a curated record